AAAAUGAAUCAAGAAGACGAAUUUGUUAAAUAACAAAUGUAGAGUAUGAAAGUAGCUAUUAAAGUAAUAAGAAAUAUAUAUUAAUAGAAAAAAGAUAAAUAUUUAAUAGAAGAAAGUUUAAGAAAGGAAUAUUGCUAAUAAAAUAAUUAACAAUACAUUCCUAAAGAAUAACACAAAUAAGGAAAGGCAAACGAAAAAUACUCUUAUCUUAUAAAAGAUAAAUAAGAAACAGAUGAAUCUAAAUAAACAGAUAUUUAAUAAUAAUAGGAGGUUCAUUAAGAUAAAUAAUAAAAAUAUUAAAAUUAAAAAUAAGGUUAACCAGAUAAAAAAAAAUAGGAACAAAGAAUCCAAGGAGAUAGAAAUAAACAUGGAAGUAAAUUUUAAGAGAGAGAAAAUAAUAAAGAAUAAAAAUAAUAAGAGUAGAAAAAUAAAUAAAAUAACUCAAGAAAGAGGUAAAAUGAUAGUAAAGGAUUUAAUGAUUAUCAAAAAUGGCAUUCUCAUAAUAAUAAUAAACCAUUAAGUUAUCCAUAAGUUGAAGAAGAAGAAAAUAAUAAUAAUUUAAAUAUAGAUAAUAGUGACAAUAAGAAAUAGUAAGAAAAGAAUAAAAAAAAAAAUAAUAAUAAUAACCAAUAAAAUAAAAAUUCUAAAAAUAAUAAUUAAUAAAAUAAGAAUUAAAAUGAGAAUGAAAAUUAAUAUGAAAAUGUUCACUAUAAGCAAGUAAGAAGAGAUAGAAGAGCUGAAAAACAUAUAAGAAUAACUUAGUCAGAUUAAAAUAAAAGAUUCAAUAAAAAAAGGUUUAAUCAUUAUAAAUAUAAUGAUUUUGAUGAUGAUUAUGAUAGAUUAGAUGAUGAUGAUUAAUUUGAUGAUGACUAUUACUAUAAAAAAGAUUAGAAAAAUUAAAGAUAAAAAAAAUAGAGAAGAGACAGUUAUAAUGAUUUACUCAAAGAAUAUGAUCAUCAAUAAGAAGAUAAUAAAAGAAAUAGAAAGUAAUAUAAGAAUAAAAAAGGAAUGAAAAAAAAUAAAUGGUAAAAUAAAGAUUUUGAAUAAUAUUGGACAGAAGAACAAAUAGAGAAAGGAAAAUAGGAUGAUGAUAUUUUUGAAGGAAUUUACAUAGCAAAUGAAUUUACUAGAGAAAAGGGUACAAUAAAAUGUCCAAUAUUUAAGAAAAAAGUGCAUAUUAAUUGUAUGAUAAUGAUUAUAAAUAUUAGCCUUGGUUGAAACAAAUAGAGCAUUUCAUGGAGCACUUGUUGCAUUUAAAAUUACAAAAAUCUAAAAGACUGAAAAUGAAUCAGAAGAUGAAUUUGAAGAAGAAAUAAUAGAAAAAAUAGAAGUCAAAAAUAAUAAGAUUUAAAAAGAGAAAGUAAAAGUAGAAGAGAAGAUUGAAACUGAUGUGGAUAAAGUUGAAGAAAAUGAUGAUGAUUGGGAAGAUGUCAAUAGUGAAGAUGAUGAUAAUAUAUCAGAAGAAGAAGUAUCAGUUAUUGAUGUUGUAAAAAAGAAAGUGCCAUUAACGAAGAUUUAAAAAUUAUAAAAAGCUUAAUUAAUAGGUAAGAUAGUAGGAAUAAGAAAGAAUCCAUUAGAAAGUAGAUAAAUGAUUGGUAAAUUAUGUUUUAAUGAGAAGAAUGGAUUAUUAAAAAAAUAAAUAAAUACAAAGGAAGAUUUAAUAAAUUAUAUUGAAAAGAAUUAUUAUGUUUCAUUUAAAUGUGUAAACAAAAGAAUAUCAUUUUUUAAUGUAAAGAAACUAUUAAGUUUUAAUUUCGAAUUAGAUAAUGAAGAUCCUGUAUAAAAAUUUAUGGAUUAUGUAUCUUAAAGAUAUUUUUCAGCAAAAUAUGUUGAAUGGUUAAGGAACAGUAGAUAUCCAGUAGUUGAAUUGAUAAAAGAAGUAGGAGUGUAAGGAAAUAUUGAUGUAGAAUGUGAAGCAAUAUUAACAGAGAACUCAGUAUAUGAUAAUGAAUUUUCAGAUAUAUGUAAAGAAGAAAUGAAAGCUUAUACUCAUGAUUCUAUAGCAAAAGAAAGAGUUAAAAGAUUAGAUUUAACAAAAGAAUAUAUAUGUAGUAUUGACCCUGUAACUGCCAGAGACUUAGAUGAUGCAUUAAGUAUUACGGAUUUAGGAAAUGGAAUUUAUGAAAUAGGAGUACAUAUAGCUGAUGUUUCUCAUUUUGUUAUUCCUAAUAGUGAAGUAGAUAAAGAAGCAAUAUUAAGAACUACUUCUGUUUAUUUAGUUCAUAAAGUAAUUCCUAUGUUACCUAGAAUUCUUUGUGAAGAAUUGUGUUCAUUAAAUAGAGAUGUAGAAAGAUUAGCAUUUUCUGUAUUCUUUUAAAUGACAACUGAAGGAGAAGUAUUAUGGGAUACUUUUAGAGCUGCUAAAUCUGUUAUUAAAAGUUGUGCUUAAUUAAGUUAUGAUAUUGUUAAUUAAUUAAUUGAUGGUUAAAUUCAACAAUUUAGUUAAGGAGAACAAAGAUAUCAUAUAGCUAAUGGAUUUGAUGAAAAUAUAUUGAAAAAUAAUAUUUUAUUAUUGAAUACAAUUGCUCAAAAAAGAAGAGCAAAAAGAUUAGAAGGAUCAUUAACUUUCAAUAAAUCUAAAUUGAGAUUUAUCCUUAAUCCUGAUUUAUUCCCUAAUGAUUAUACUGAAGAAAAAAGAGGACUUGCAUAAUUUAUGGUUGAAGAAUGGAUGUUAUUGGCUAAUUAAUUUGUUGGAAAAAAAUUAGUUGACUAUGAUGUUAAAACAGCUAUUUUAAGAUAACAUAUGUCACCUAAAUCUGAAAAACUUUUAUAUUAUAAAAAAUUAUUAGAAGCUGCAGGAUUAGAAGAAAUGGCUUAAAAUUUAGAUGUUUCAACAUCUAGAAAUUUAAAAUUAACUAUGUCUAAAGUUGAUUAAAUUGAAUAAAAAGAAAUUUAAUUAAUAUUAGGAUUCCGCUUAUUAAAAUUAAUGGAAGCUGCUUAAUAUUUUGUUGUUGAUGAUACUCCACCAUAAGAAUGGAGACAUUAUGCAUUAGAUUUUGAUGUUUAUACACAUUUUACAUCUCCAAUUAGAAGAUAUCCUGAUAUUCUUGUACAUAGAAGAUUACAAUAUGCACUUGAAAAAUAAGAAAUUGAUUAAACUGGAGAAACUAGAGAUAAAUUAAAAGCUAUUAUGUAACAUUGUAAUGAUUGCAAAUUAAAUGCAAGAAGAGUGAGUGAUUAAUGCGAUUAAGUAUAUCUAUUCUCUAAUUUAUUAGUUAUUUUUAGCCUUACUUUUAAAAGCUAAUCCAAUUGAAGUAAAUGCAUACGUUCUAUCUAUUAAUAAUUAGAAUAUCGAAGUUAUAAUUCCAAAGUUCAAUUUAGAGAGGGUAUUUAAUUAUAUUAAUGAUUUUAAAGAAAGUUGAUUUAAAGAGUUUGAAAAAUACAUAUAAAUAUAAAGUGGAAUAAAUAGGAGAGAAUAGAAAUGAAUUAAUAGUAUUUUAUAAUGAUCCUGAGGAUGAGAAAGGAGUCAGAUUAUAUUUUGUGAGAGUAAUAAUUAUAAAUAUAGAAAUAGUAAUUUUAAGAGAUAAAAAUAAGUUUAUCAGGGACAGAUACAUUUCCGAUAGAAUAUAAAAUACAAUUAAUAAUUAAUAAUAAAGUUUAAAUUUGAUUUGUAUUUUAUAAGUCACACCAG
Messenger RNA from Paramecium sonneborni, 3631 nucleotides. NCBI's taxonomy places the organism in Eukaryota, Ciliophora, Oligohymenophorea, Peniculida, Parameciidae. The record is from the annotation of a GenBank genome assembly.